GUAAAACGACACAGUUCAAUAUCAAUACUGCACAUUUGCGCCGUCUAAAGGAGAAAAGUUAUAGUACAUCAUGUUACCGUGACAACGACAGGACAAACGGAAGUUGAGCGCAUGUUCGACCAAACUUCCGACGGACAGUUGGCUGUCCUGUAUUCAUGACUGAAAAAUGCCCAAAUUUCGUGAACGUCCAGCCCAAGCAUACUGUCAUCUUGCAAAUCAUAUACCUCCUGUCCUCAGCAGUCUGAUAGCUAACAGAUACAUCAUCCAGCAAAUACUCGGGAAGGGAAGUUUCGGUACUGUCUACCUUGUUGAAGACACAAAGGCUGCAGCAGCAGAUAGACUGAAAGUGCUGAAGGAGAUUCCAGUUGGAGGUUUAAAACCCAAUGAGACGGUCCAGGCGACUCAAGAAGCUCAGCUUCUCUCUCAGCUGAACCAUCCUGCCAUCCUCAAGUUCUACAGCAGCUUCCUGGAGAGAGACUCCUUCUGCAUCAUCACAGAGUAUUGUGAGGACAAAGAUUUGGACUGUAAAUUGGAAGAGCUGAAACACACAGGCAGAACAUUAUCAGAGCCUCAGGUCUGUGAAUGGCUUUGCCAGCUACUGUUGGGAGUACAUUACAUACAUCAGAGGAGAAUACUUCACAGAGAUCUGAAGGCCAAAAAUAUAUUUUUAAGGAAGAACAUUGUUAAGAUUGGUGACUUUGGUGUGUCCUGCCUGUUGAUGGGGUCAUGUGACCUGGCCACUACCUUCACUGGUACACCAUACUACAUGAGCCCUGAAGCCCUUAGCCACAAAGGUUAUGACUCCAAAUCAGACAUCUGGUCUUUAGGCUGCAUCCUCUAUGAGAUGUGCUGUUUGGCUCAUGCCUUUGAAGGGCAGAACUUCUUGGCUGUGGUGCUGAAGAUCGUGGAAGGCCCCUCUCCAUCCCUGCCAGAAACAUAUUCACGACAGCUCGACUCCCUAAUGCAGAGUAUGUUAGAAAAAGAUUCUUCUCAAAGGAUCUCGGCAGCAGAAGCUCUGAGGAGCAGGUUCAUAGAGGAGAGCCUGCAGAGCAUGAAACAUAAAUUUUCUAGCCUGACACUGCAAAACAAGUCAAUGGGGGGAGAGAGAGAUGCAUCGCAGAUCUUGAGAGCACUGCAGAAGAAGGUACAUCUGCAAACACUGCGGGAGAGAUCAGAGGUGCAGAAAAUGAGCCCGAGAGAACGCAUGAGACUCCGGAAACUCCAAGCUGCAGAUGAGAAAGCAAGAAAGCUGAAGCAAAUUGUGGAGGAAAAAUAUCAAGAAAACCAUCUUCGCAUGCAAGAGUAUAAGUCUAAAAAUUUCCAGAAAGUUAGUGUGGAUGUUUUAAAGGUGAGAACUGAGGACACAGUUAACCAGACUCAACGAAUUCAGAGCGAGUCACCAAAUGGAAACUAUGAAUCAAUGGGAAACAUUUCUGAAUUAUCUGAAAAGAAGUGUAUGACUGCAAUCCCAGAGGAUCCUCAGGCAGCGGAGGCAUUUUACUGUGUGGAUGAAUUUGAGUCAUGCUCGGAGGAAGAUUCAGAUGGAGAAGAAUGCUCAGAGGGUGAUCUCCCCACAGAAAUGUCCUGUCAGACAUGUGGACAGGAUAGCGACCUAGAGGCCAUGAUCAGACACAUGGAGAAUGUUCUGGAUGGUGACUCAGAUGGAGCUAAAGCAGAGGAAGUGAAAGCUCAGCUGGGUUCUCUGGGUGUGAGCAGCAUCAAUAGCACCCUGGCUGAGGGCAGAAUCCAACGUAUGAGAGAGUUGGUGUGUCGGAGGCUAGGAGAGGAGGUGUUCCUGAAGGUCUAUGACUACCUGAAGCAGGCUAGAAAGAUACAGGAUAGCGAGGAGAACAUCAGACAGGCUCUGAGCAGGAUGGUGGAGAAGCCCAGUGAUUGCUUUGAAGUAGAUCAACUGCUUUAUUAUGAAGAGCUCUUACAGGUUGCACAGGAAAAUGCUGUAAGAUAACAAUGAACAAACACCCAUGCGCUCUCUCUCUCACACACACACACACACACACACAAUAUAUAUCCAGGACAAUAUACAGUAGAUACAUUUAGUAAUAAAUGUACAUUGAAGAUCUGCCUAUAGCUUACGUAAUGGCAAUCCACAACGCAUUGAAAUGCUUUGUAUUUGUGAUGUUUGAUAGAUUUAUGUCAUAUUGGAAGAUAAGCAUUAUACAGUUCCAUGCCUCUAAUAAUUUAUCUCAUUCACAUAAUAAUAUACACUUAAUAAAAUCAUCUCAGGAUUAAUAUUUAAAUAUUCUGUGUGGUUAAACAAUUAUUUGAUCUGAAGGCAUCGUUCUAGGGAUGGGAAUAAUAAGGAAGCAAGUCUUUUAGUACUUUGGGAAAUAAUGAAUACAAUGAAUACUGGAUUUCCUGUCCUUAGUAGCCUGUUAGAAAAUUAUGAGAAGAAUUUAUGUUUACACGCAGACUAAUUAAGAUAUUUUAGUCUCUUUUUUUUUAUGCAUCGGCAGAAUAGUACACAACGAAAGUAAUGAACAACUUUCAGUUACUGUAUUUAAAAAAGUAACGAAGCAGAUUCUGAAUAAGAACCGGUUCUCUGUUCUGAAUUCUACUCUGGCUUUAGCAGAACCCAUAAUAUUAUACUGUAUAUGGAUGUUUUUUAAAAAGAAUUUAACAUAUUUGAAAUGAAAAUGAAUGUUUGAAAUGCACAGUUAAUGAAACCGCAAAAUGCUGCAUUUUGAUUGAAUAAAUAAUUAAUCUAUAAAUAAAUAUAAUCUGCACGUGCUGCGUGCUUCAAAAUGAAUGUGUGAAACUGGCCGCUCAUGCACUAAAAGCACCUCAUCAUGGUCAUCACAUGCGCUCGUGUGUUUUUAGUAGAUGACCGAGAGCAGAGCGCUCUGAAGCAUGCAGCACAUACAGAAAUAAUAUUUAUUUAAUUAAAUCGCAGCUUUUUGGAAUUUAAUAACACUGGGCUAUUUAGCGAACUGCUUAUCAGGAGGUGAAAAACAACCAUUUAAACACACAGAAGCACAAAAACAUAAAAGCUUGAUUUAAAUGGAUGUGUGAAAUGGCAAAAAACUUUUGUAUAGUAAUGUAAUGUUUACUGUAAUUAAAUAAGUCAAUGUCUCACAUCUGAGAUGUUCUGUUGUGCAGCACUUCAUUUAACAAAAUAUCUCCAGUGUUUCGUAUUGCAAUAAUGCAAUGUUAUGUUGACAAAUUAAAAUAAUCAAAAUAAUUCUGUUUUCAUUUGAUUAAAGUUUUAACUAAUUCUUUUAAUUUUACACCAUUUUUAUAAUAACGUUUUAUUAAAGUGUCA
Molecule: messenger RNA, 3280 nt
Organism: Xyrauchen texanus (razorback sucker)
Lineage: Eukaryota; Metazoa; Chordata; Actinopteri; Cypriniformes; Catostomidae
Gene: nek11
Product: NIMA-related kinase 11
Exons: 16
Coding region: 167-1966 (599 amino acids)
Biological process (GO): protein phosphorylation
Molecular function (GO): protein kinase activity; ATP binding
Source: RefSeq, a predicted model, not a curated record